AUAAGGAGGGAGAUGAUGAAGGGAAUAUCCUAACGAGAUGAUUGAGUGGUAACUGAAGAGGGGAGGAGGAGAGUUGUGGAAUCGCAAGGGAAGAGGUGUGCCAUCCGAAGAUGAGAGAUUCACAGUAACGGACCACACAUCUCGGGGUUGAAGAUGCCCCAGAGCAGGCGGUCUGUCUUCUGUGUCCUGUCACUGAUGGUGCAGCAACGCAGCAUUUCUUUUCCCCACUCUGGUACAAAGCUGGUUUAUUAGGUGGAGGAGACGCACUCAGAUGAAUAAUCCCUCGCAUGCAAAUGAAGCGUACACAUGCAAAUCUGUACGCCUGAGAUUCAGGGCUCAGCUGAGAUUUUUAGUGUUUCCUUCCAUGCCCGUGUCCCUUCCCUCAGCUCAUCCAUGUCUGAAAUCCACCAGCUCUUAUCCGGACCAACAUAUGUACACUGCUAAUCAGACCCCACAUGCUAUACACCAUCACGCCAAAGAACAUAAACCUUAACAUACAUUGCAUUUCAUGAGCGCUACCUGCGACUUUACAGGUAUGCAUUUGCACGUCCAAGCAAGCAGCACCAGCGCUUCCGAUGCACCGCAGCCAGUUGAUGCGUCAAUCUAUCCGUCCCUUGAGCAGCGGACAUCAACAUCUUCAAGUCCAACUAAUCAUGAAGUACUGAGUGUGUCGUCUCUGGUCCCUUCUACUGUCCUCACACUCAUGCCUCACUGUGAACCUCCAGCCAAUGGAAAUUUAUUCCCAGAGCUACCAUCCUUAUAUGAAGUAACAUCAGAGCCUCAACUUCCAGGAACUUUAUCUUCUCCCUCCGGUUCCUCCGGGGCUAAAGAUAAAAAAAUCCUGGCUUCAACACUUCCUUGCAGUGAUAAUUCCCAGGAAGUUCAGCAGUGGAAACCGUCAGAUGGAGGCCCACUGGAGGAGGGAUCAGUAGGCCUCAUGUUACCCAAAGAUCUCCCUGCUGAAGAGCCAGAUUCACAACCUCAAGCCUGUUCAUUUCGAAAGAUGCAACUGAUUUUGAGCCUCUCUAUGAUCAUCAAUGUGGUCAUCAUCUCAGCUCUCUUAGGGCCCGUUUACGGAGAGCCUGUUGCCUACCUAUCUCACUCCCUAUUAAGCCCCAUUGGAGCUCAGAGCAGCCAAGGUCUGCUGAAAUCUCGGAUGACCAUGUGA
Molecule: messenger RNA, 1168 nt
Organism: Etheostoma spectabile (orangethroat darter)
Lineage: Eukaryota; Metazoa; Chordata; Actinopteri; Perciformes; Percidae
Exons: 5
Coding region: 509-1168 (219 amino acids)
Source: RefSeq, a predicted model, not a curated record